Molecule: messenger RNA, 501 nt
Organism: Rotaria sp. Silwood1
Lineage: Eukaryota; Metazoa; Rotifera; Eurotatoria; Philodinida; Philodinidae
Source: the annotation of a GenBank genome assembly
AUGUCGACAGACGCUGAAACUAAAGGCAAAAAGCGAACACAUGAUGAAGAUGAUGAAUCCAAUGGAGAUGUUGAAACAACAACAACAACAACAACAACUGGUUCAAAAAAAAAGGCAACACCAGUUAAAGCAGCAACAUCAACAACAAGAAAUAAACAACCAAUUAAUGAUGAUGAUGAAUCACGCGAAGAAACCAAUGAUGAUGAUUCAAAUAGUGUAGAAGCUAGAGCUGCUUCAAGUAAUGCUAAAGGUACAUCAAAACGAAAUGGAAAUGCAACAUCUACUGAUGCUACUGCUAGUGGAGAUCUAGAGGAAAGUGCUGAUUAUGAAGAUGAUGAAGAAGAAAAUUCUGAUGAAGAAGAUUUUAAAGAACAAGGUGAAGGCAGUGAAAGUGACGAUGGUAAAAGUGGUAGCGAUGUAGGUGCUGGUGGUGAUGAUGAUGAAUCAAAAGAUGUUGGUGAAGAAGAUGACGAUGAAGGUGAUGAAGAAUCAAGAGAGUAA